AAAAACAGCAGUCACAUAAACUCUGACGUCACUUUUUUAGGAACGGUGCGACCGUCCCAUCUGGAGGCAGCUAGUAAGGGAACUGUAGUAUGCAGAAGAUGCUGUCCAUCAUAUCCAACGUUUUGCGGGGAACCGCCAGCAAAAAUGGCGCUCGGGUGGUGCUCUCCUCUCGGGGCUACGCAGACUUCACCCCGCAGGCCUCCUUCGACAUCAAGAAGUGUGACCUGCAUAAACUGGAGGAGGGCCCUCCCCUGGUGGCGGUGCUGACGAGGGAGGAGGGGCUUCAGUACUACAGGACCAUGCAGGUGAUACGGCGCAUGGAGCUCAAGGCUGACCAGCUGUACAAGCAGAAGAUCAUCCGCGGCUUCUGCCAUCUCUAUGAUGGACAGGAGGCCUGUGCAGUUGGCAUUGAAGGGGGCAUCACGCUGAAGGACCACCUCAUCACUGCCUACCGUGCCCACGGGUACACACUGACACGCGGCGGCACCGUCAGAGAAAUCCUGGCCGAGCUGACUGGUCGUCGGGGUGGCAUCGCUAAAGGAAAGGGCGGCUCCAUGCACAUGUACACCAAGCACUUCUACGGGGGAAAUGGAAUCGUGGGAGCCCAGGUCCCUCUUGGUGCAGGCGUUGCCUUGGCCUGUAAAUACCUGGAGAAGAACGAGGUUUGCGUCAGUCUCUAUGGUGACGGAGCUGCAAAUCAGGGCCAGAUCUUUGAGACGUACAACAUGGCGGCGCUGUGGAAGCUGCCCUGCAUCUUCAUCUGCGAGAACAACAAGUACGGCAUGGGCACCGCAGUGGAGCGCUCCGCGGCCAGCACCGACUACUACAAGAGAGGAGACUUCAUCCCAGGAAUACGGGUGGACGGCAUGGAUGUCCUGUGUGUGAGGGAGGCUACCAAGUUCGCAGCUGAUUAUUGCCGCUCUGGAAAGGGUCCUAUGCUGAUGGAACUGCAGACAUACCGUUACCAUGGACACAGUAUGAGUGACCCAGGAGUCAGCUACCGGACACGAGAGGAAAUCCAGGAGGUGCGUAGUAAGAGCGACCCUAUCUCCCUGUUGAAGGAUCGCAUGCUUCAGAACAACAUGGCCAGCGUGGAGGAACUCAAGGAGAUUGACGUGGAGGUGCGUAAGGAGAUUGAGGACGGCGCUCAGUUCGCCACCACUGACCCCGAGCCCCCACUGGAGGAGCUCUGCAACCACAUCUACGCCAACGAGCCGGCCGUCGAAGUGCGCGGCACCAACCCGUGGAGCAAGCUGAAGUCCAGCAGCUAAACAGGAGGAAGAGGAGGAGGAAGAGGAGGAGGGGGGAGGGGUAUAUAUGUGGACAGACAAGAAAUCGUAGGGGUAGGGUGCGAGGGGGGAAGAGGGAAGAGGGAUGAGAGUGAGGAAGACAAACUAAUCAGAAGUUUAACCUUUUUAAAAAAAAACCGGUUUCUUUAGCUGGGCUCCAGAGUCUGAAUAAAACACAUCUUAUUUUUCUGGGUUACAAGUCUGAACAAACUUCCUCAGCUCCAGGGACAAAGAGAAAGCGGGGUGGAGGGGGAGUGGAGAGACGUUGUCUGCUGGUCAGGAGAGGUAGAGAGGGAAGUCAUAUCAGCAUACAUUACACUCACAGAGAGGGAAGAACACUUUGCCUUUUCUUUUAACCGCUUUUAUCUGUCAUCAAAGCCUUCUUUCAUUCAUUAAAGGCAGCUUUCCGAGGAUAUAGACAGUAGUGGAAAGUAGACAAAUUUCUGCCUUUUCUUAAUAAUAUUGCUUAGGUCAAAUAUAAUCAUUGGUGUUAACAAACGGAACGUUAUUAACCUUGAACCUAGAAUGUUCGCUCAGAACCACUCAAAAGCAGAUGGGGACACGGCCCUUGGGUGUUCUAUCCUUGACAACGUGAGACCGGGGGCCUCGUGUUAACAUCUAAUUUCUCUAAAGGCUUGUCUUAUGCCAUACAGACAUUCAAGUACUUUGGCUCCCACAACACUUUGGUCUUUUGGUAACAUUUCGGUGCUCUUUGUCGCACUCCACUGAUGCCAACUGUCUUUGUGAGUGUGUGUGUGUGUGUGUGUUUGUGGGUGCCCAUGCGCACACACACACACACACACACACACACACACACACACAAACACACAGACACACAGAGCCUGACUCUUACACUUUAGCCUUCUCUCACACAAACGCUCUUGAAUUAUUACACUCCAUGGAAAGUACUUUGAUGUGUUACUGUCGUCUUCAGAUGUGGUACACACCUUUUACUCUCCCGUCGGAAACUCUUGAGUGACGGUGGCCCUUCCCAGAAACCACCACCUUUCAGUCAGUGGCAAAAAAGGGAUUUCUGCAUCUCUGGUGAUCAGAGACUAUCAGCUUUAAGACCUCGGAGAGGUAAUGGUGGAAAGGGAACACUUAGAAUCAUGGGAUGGAAUGUUAACCUUUCUGGAAAGAGCUUUUUCAUCUUGCCAAACUUUUUAACACGGUUCAUUAACUUGCGCAGUUGCUUGUAUUCAUCUCAGUCGUGUGUGCAGCUACUGAAGCCAAUGGCAUCUCAUCUCCACGUCAGUUGGUGCUGCUGUAGUUAAGAUUAGUUCUGGAUCAGGAGCCCGGAGCCUGUGCGGUAGACAGGGCUUCCAAGUCUGAAGCCGCCGCAAUGGAUCACGGAAAAAAACAGCUCCGAAAGACCCUCGGGGGCAGUAAGGGGGGCUAUUAGAGGGUCUGUCAGGGCCGCUCUGCUGGGCGGUCUGUUGAGACCAGAUGGGUUUGUAGUGCAGGGUAACAUGUUCACCUCUGUAUUGCAGCAGUCACACUUCUGGCUGCAACAGCAGGUUCUUAUGUGGCUAUAUUAGUGAUCGUAGCAAAAUGGAUGAUGCAGUAAAGAAAUACAGUGGAACUCCAGUACGAGUACUGUUGUGUCACUCCUGCCAAACAUUUUUUCUGUUUUAUGGAGAAGGUACAGAUUUAGGUAAAGCACCAGAUACAACUGUAAAACAGAUUAAAUGCUACACACCACCUACAAAAAACCUUAUUUUCAUUUUUUUUCCAUUUCAGUUGCAGACUUUUCUUUUUCUUUUUGUAACAUAUCAGGACACACAAACUUAAGUCUUGGUAUUCUGCUGUCUACUUCGCUCAAAGUCUCUCUACCUCUCAUGUGCAGCAGUCACUGUCUGUGUUGUAUUUAUUGGGAGAUUGUUUUUCUUUGUUACAUUAAAAGAGAUUAAAUACCA
Messenger RNA from Sardina pilchardus (European sardine), 3205 nucleotides. RefSeq names its product pyruvate dehydrogenase E1 subunit alpha 1a (gene pdha1a). Gene Ontology annotation, molecular function: pyruvate dehydrogenase (acetyl-transferring) activity. The record is from RefSeq and is a predicted model, not a curated record. The transcript is spliced from 11 exons. The coding region runs from base 90 to 1271 and encodes 393 amino acids. Gene Ontology annotation, cellular component: intracellular membrane-bounded organelle. Gene Ontology annotation, biological process: pyruvate decarboxylation to acetyl-CoA. Lineage: Eukaryota; Metazoa; Chordata; Actinopteri; Clupeiformes; Clupeidae.